Molecule: messenger RNA, 1548 nt
Organism: Toxotes jaculatrix (banded archerfish)
Lineage: Eukaryota; Metazoa; Chordata; Actinopteri; Toxotidae
Product: cathepsin K-like
Exons: 9
Coding region: 28-1257 (409 amino acids)
Biological process (GO): immune response
Cellular component (GO): lysosome
Molecular function (GO): cysteine-type endopeptidase activity
Source: RefSeq, a predicted model, not a curated record
GUGCAGCUGGUUAUAAAUUAGAUUCACAUGAUGAGCCAGAGAGCAGAUGCACUGAAGAAAAAAGCAGCACACUGCGUGUUUAAAGAAACUAUACUUCCUCUUUUAAGUGUGAAGGUCCUCCGGUUCGUUAAAAACGGGUACACUUUCUUCCUGGGACAAAAUAACCCUGCUGAUUCUUCUGUAACAAGGCUCCACCUUGUUCCAUUUAAUCAUGCACUAGCACCUAAGACUCUGUUUGACACAGUUUUGGUUUCACUGUGCACGAUGCAGGUUUUCUGUGUGGUGUCGCUUUUGGCCUCUCUGGUCCUCGGCCACUCUUCGUCUGCUUUAAAUAAGAUGUGGGAAGAGUGGAAAAUCAAACAUCAAAAGGUUUAUGAUAAUCAGACAGAGAUCGACUUUAGGAGAGCCGUAUGGCAGAAGAACAUGGACUUAGUGCUAAGACACAACCAGGAGGCCUCAGCAGGAAAACACAGCUUCGCUUUGGGACUGAACCACCUGGCUGACAUGACAGCUGAGGAGAUCAAUGAGAAACUGAACGGCUUGAAGGUGGAGGAGACUGUUAAUAUCAAAAAUGACACUCUUAAGUAUGUGAGUGGCUUGUCGAUACCUCAGAGUGUGGACUGGAGGAAGAGCGGCCUGGUCAGUCCCAUCCGAAAUCAGGGUUUAUGUGGGUCCUGCUGGGCCUUCAGCUCUUUGGGAGCUCUUGAGGGGCAGAUGAAGAAGCGAACAGGCGUCCUCAUUCCCCUGAGUCCACAGAACCUGGUAGACUGCAGCACCAUGGAUGGAAACCACGGCUGCAGAGGAGGAUAUAUCUCUAAGGCCUUCAGCUACGUCAUCCGCAACAGAGGUGUCGACUCAGAGAGCUCUUACCCCUACGAACACCAGAACGGGAAAUGUCGCUAUUCCUUCAAAGGAAAGGCCGGAUACUGCUCUAGUUUUCACAUCCUUCCACGAGGCGAUGAGAGGGCUCUGCAGGCUAUAGUGGCAUCAGUAGGACCUGUCGCUGUGGCCGUGAACGCCAUGCUGCCAUCUUUCCAUCUCUACAGAGGGGGUUUGUACAACGUCCCCAGCUGCAACCCAAGGUUUAUAAAUCACGCUGUCCUAGUUGUGGGUUAUGGCACAGACAGAGGACAAGACUACUGGCUCGUGAAAAACAGCUGGGGCACUGCAUGGGGAGAGGAAGGCUUCAUUCGUCUUGCGAGGAACAAGAAUAAUCUCUGUGGCAUUGCCAGCUUUGCAGUCUACCCAACACUGUGAAAAUGGGACCCACCAUCUGAAUCAUUAUUUGAUUCACUAUCAGAGAUCAGACGUUUGUGGUUUUUAUCUUUAACACUGAAGGUUCAGAUGCUGUCCUGAAUGUAAAAAAAAAAAGGAUUUAAAAAGUCAAGUUCACAAAAUUAUUUACCGGUAAUCCGCUUUGUAAUUUAAUACAUCUAAUAAGGUUUUCACUGUAUUGUAUGUAUAUUUGGUGUGUUAAUUUAAAUAUUAAUAUUUUACAGUGUUUUAAAAUGCAGUUUUUAAUAAACCUCUUGAAGAUAAUGGAAGAAA